CUGAUAAUAUAAAUAACACACCAGUCCUUAUUGCCUCCUUACACAACCUGACACAACUGUGAUCCAGCAGAUAAGUUCUCCAUCUCGACAGUAUGAACCACAGAAUCUACCAACCUCACAUUGUUUCAUCAACACAGGCUGAAAUUGACCAGAUAAUGAGACAGUUAAACAAGUGACAGUCAAUUUAUCAGCCACCACCAGGAUAAUCAAUCAUCAGGUUCCUCCACAAUGUCCGACUCAUCAGACCCCAUCGCGUCCAAAGAGACGCAGGACGCCCCCGUCUCUGAGAUGUCUUCAUCUCCACCUCCGUACUCCUACCAACAGCAGCCACCUCCGGCCUACUCCACAGUCCCAGCUAUGUACUGUCCAACCAAAACUGAGACGGCCUGCACCGAUCAGCCUGCUGCGUACGAGUCGUUCCAUGACAUUUGCCCUGAAACCCAGUCGGACACGACUCCCCCCGUAGCCUCGAGUUCUUUUGACGACAAGACGGUGAGGAGAGGGUUUGUGAGAAAGGUGUUCUGCAUCGUGACUCUGCAGCUGCUCUUCACCUUCAGUGUGGUGUGUGUGUUCACCUUCUCCAGCACGGUCCAAAAGGCCGUGCAUGACGACAUAUGGGUCUUCGUCAGCUCCAUCAUCAUCUUCGCCGUGGUCACCGUCUCCCUCGCCCUCUGUAAAUCCUUCCGUCGUCUUUACCCUUGGAACGUCGUGGGACUGGUUGUGGUCACCCUGAGCUUUUCAUACAUGGUGGGAACCCUCGCCUCGUUGUACGAGACCACUGCCGUGGUCGUCACGAUGGGAGUGACGCUGGCGGUUACUGUUGCAAUCAUCGCUUUCUCAGCACAGACCCGUUAUGAUUUCACCACUUGUUAUGGUAUGCUGCUGAUGCUGUCUGUCAACCUGGUCAUUUUUGGAUUCUUCUCCAUCUUCUAUUACUCCGACAUCGCUAAUAUCGCCUACGGAUGUCUGGGAGCUCUGCUGUAUUCAAUGUUUCUCAUAAUCGACUGUCAGCUGAUGAUGGGGGCGAUGAGCUACCGCCUGGAUCCCGAAGAAUACAUCAACGCUGCUCUCAACAUCUACCUCGACAUAAUCCUCAUCUUCCUCUUCCUACUGGGGAGGAGGUGAAACUGAACAAGCCACAAACAUGUAGACA
This is a messenger RNA of Paralichthys olivaceus (Japanese flounder), 1153 nucleotides long. RefSeq names its product protein lifeguard 1. Lineage: Eukaryota; Metazoa; Chordata; Actinopteri; Pleuronectiformes; Paralichthyidae. Gene Ontology annotation, biological process: negative regulation of apoptotic signaling pathway. The record is from RefSeq and is a predicted model, not a curated record. Gene Ontology annotation, cellular component: Golgi apparatus; endoplasmic reticulum.